UAAAUGUACCAUUUUACAGGAAAGCCACAAGUAUUAACAAUAUUCUCACACCUAGCUGAAGCAUUUAUAAACUCACAAUCUAUGGAAGGUAGGGAACAGCUUGGUCAGCGAAUUUGGGGAAUUCUACAGAAAAUUAUCAAGGCAAAGGACUAUCCAAGAGGUGAAGACAUCCAAUUCUCAGUGCUCGAGUCACUCUUGAAAAGUAACUUGAAGCUGGCAGCAACGCGUUUCAAGUAUAAGAAAUCUGCCUCUAACUUGUCAAAGGAAAAGCAGUCUGUCGCCUUGAAUAGAUACAAAAUGAUCAAUUCUCUUUCUCAGAGUUCAACUUUUUGGAUUUUGAAGAUAAUUGAUGCUAAAAAGCUUCCAGAGCCUGAACUUCAGGAGGUUUUUGGUAUAUUUGAGGGAGUUCUGGAGGAUUACUUUAGUAAAAGGUCUCAAUUGACGUCUGAAUUUCUAGAAGAAGUUUUUUAAAGGAGUCCAUGGAUUGGACAUCACCUAUUUGGAUGCCUUUUGAAGGAAUGUGCUAAGGCGAAGCGACAGUUUCAGCAAAUUGAAGCUCUAGAUCUGGUUAUGGAGAUAAUAAAAUUGAUCGUCUCCACAAACCCUGAUGAAAACAGCCAGGAUUCAUCAAAGAAAAAGCUGAAAAGACAUCUCCGAAGGUUAGGCCACCUAAUUAAUAAGUUGUUCGAAAAUAUGCCCGAGAAGGCAUCAAGACGAGCUUAUGUGCGAAAAUUCUGCGGCAAAGUCAAUCAGAUUUUGAUAAAACUUAAACUGAGGCGUCGUUUCUUAAGACACUGCAACAGAUUGUGAAUCUCAACAGGGUAACAUUGUAUCCUGCUUCGAAAAGGUGAGUUUUAGGGCGAGGUAUCCUUAUAAUCUGAUAUAAAUCGUUAUGUUGGAAGUUCCUGCCACGUGUGAUUCUACUACCAGAAAAGUUUGGCUUGUGAAGAUUGAGUAUUAUUAGGACAUUCCUACCGAUGGACUGACCAUUUGGGCAUUGUUUCCUGGUGAUUUUUCUAACCAUUGUCACUGGACUUUAUUGCAUCGGGAUUUUUACUGUGUUUGGCACACUUCUUUUUGCUUCUGUUAUUCUAAAACUGAUAGUAAUAGCAGUUCUGAUAAUAAUUAGUCCGUUAUAGUAAUGGUACCAUCCAUUUUUGUGGCACAGGAGCACCUAUUGACAUCUUACCUA
Nicotiana attenuata is the source of this 1192-nucleotide messenger RNA. RefSeq lists its product as uncharacterized. The transcript has a single exon. NCBI's taxonomy places the organism in Eukaryota, Viridiplantae, Streptophyta, Magnoliopsida, Solanales, Solanaceae. The coding region runs from base 4 to 471 and encodes 155 amino acids. The record is from RefSeq and is a predicted model, not a curated record. Gene Ontology annotation, biological process: regulation of DNA-templated transcription. Gene Ontology annotation, molecular function: DNA binding; transcription factor binding. Gene Ontology annotation, cellular component: nucleolus.